AUGUCUUCUCUCAUCAACAAGGUCAAGGAAAAGCUCCAUUCCGACAACAAGACGGAGCAGCCUGAGGGCACUCAUGGACCUCACAGCUCCCGAGCUGCCAAUGCUGCCGACCCUCGCGUCGACUCCGACCGCGACCACCGUGAGCAACUGGGCCGCCAUGAUGGCUCUUAUACCACCGGCGGAGACAACUACUCCUAUGGCGGUGACACUACCACCCAGGGCACGACUGGUACUUCGACCUUGGACUCCAGCAAAGGCACUGGGUUCGGCUCAACUGCCACCACCGGCCCUGCUUCCAAGACUGCCGGCAUGCACAGCUCCAACUUGGCCAACAAGGCUGAUCCCAGAGUAGACUCUGAUCUUGACGGCAGCCGCAACAUGGGCCUCCGCUCCAGUGGUGCCACUGCUGGAACUGGAACUGGAACUACUGGAACUACUGGAACUACUGGAACUACUGGAACUACUGGAACUACUAGAACCACUGGAACCACCGGAACCACUGGAACCACUGGUUUCGGAGCCGGCACCGGCACUACCAAGACUGCUGGCAUGCACAGCUCAGACAUGGCCAACAAGGCUGACCCCAGAGUUGACUCUGACCUCGACGGCAGCCGCAACAUGGGCCUCCGCUCCAGCGGCGCCACUGCUGGAACGGGAACCACUGGAACCACUGGCUUUGGAACUGGUACUGGCACUACCAAGACUGCGGGCAUGCACAGCUCAGACAUGGCCAACAAGGCUGACCCCAGAAUUGACUCUGACCUCGACGGCAGCCGCAACAUGGGUCUCCGGUCCAGCGGCGCUACCUACGGCACCGGCACCACUGAGUUCAGCUCCGGUACAGGCCAUCAAACGGGCAUGGGCCAGGAGACUACGAGCAGUGCAUAUGGCGGCGGUAUGGGCAGUCUCGGUGGAGGCUAUGGAACAACCCGCCAGGCUACUGGCCCAGCUCCCACCACGGCCGGUCCCCACAAGUCCGACAUGAUGAACAAGAUGGAUCCUCGUGUGGACAGCGACCUCGACAACAGCAAGACCUUUGGAGGCGACAAGACCUAUUCGCAGUCGGACAGGACCACGGCCAAGGAUCCCACGGAUGCCGCUCAGGUGCCACCUUCAGUCUUGCGGAAGCACAUUGGUGAGCCAACUAUUGAGCAUGGGGAUAGCACAUAUGAUCGUGUGCGGAGACACAGCGUCUCUCAUCAGGAACAGCAUCGUGGAUUGUAG
Messenger RNA from Trichoderma virens Gv29-8, 1224 nucleotides. RefSeq lists its product as uncharacterized. The record is from RefSeq and is a predicted model, not a curated record. Lineage: Eukaryota; Fungi; Ascomycota; Sordariomycetes; Hypocreales; Hypocreaceae. The transcript has 3 exons. Bases 1 to 1224 code for a protein of 407 amino acids.